AUGGCCGAGGAGGUGACUUACACGGAAACGUACCGCAACCAGGAUGGAAAGAAGGUGCGGAGGAAGGUCCGCCAGGUGGUCGUGAAGAAGAAGAAGCGGGGGAACGAGGACGUGGACGUGGCUGGCGUGGGAACGCUCGCGGCCACUCUGCUCGCCGCUACCGCCGUCCUCGGCGCCGUGGCGUUCCGGCUCCUGCGGCGGAGGAAACAACCAUCAGACAGCGCGCCGAAAAAGCCAGGGACCUCGGCAGGCACCGCCGCGAGCAGUCUGCCGCGCAACAGGCAGAACAAGAAGAAGAAGCAGGACAGCAAAGCACGCAGGAGGCAGGAGGGGGCCGCGGGCGCGGGGCCGAGCGCGGGCGUGCCGCAGGGGAGCCUGGAGAACUGCGGCAUCUGCGGCGGGCAGGCCACGAAGAACAAGGGCGGGUUCGUGCGCGCGAAGCUGAACGGCGUGGAGGGGGUGUUUCACAACUCCUGCUUCAAGUGCCAGGGGUGUGGGAAGCAGCUGUCAGGCCGGGGGACGUCGAAGUCGUACUACGAGCACGGCAAGCGGCCGUGGUGCAAGGAGUGCUUCGGAGAGCAGGUGGCGCCCAGGUGCUCGGGCUGCGGGAAGCCGUGCAUGGGCGGCGAGGGUCUGAACCGCCGCGAGAUGACCACCAUCGAGGCGAUCGGGCGGCACUGGCACGCGUCGUGCUUCAAGUGUCGCUCCUGCGGCACGCGGCUGCAGGGGACGUUCGUGGAGUCGAUGGGGAUGCCGCUGUGCAAGCGGUGCGGCGGGGCGCGGUGA
This is a messenger RNA of Pedinophyceae sp. YPF-701, 786 nucleotides long. The record is from the annotation of a GenBank genome assembly. Lineage: Eukaryota; Viridiplantae; Chlorophyta; Pedinophyceae.